Messenger RNA from Cooperia oncophora, 357 nucleotides. Lineage: Eukaryota; Metazoa; Nematoda; Chromadorea; Rhabditida; Trichostrongylidae. The record is from the annotation of a GenBank genome assembly.
AUGGGAAAUCGCCAGUUCGGCUUCAUGCUAUCCGGUGGACUCGACUCUUCUCUGAUAGCCUCUAUCGCAACCAAGUUUCUUGCUAAGAAACCAAUUGCCUUUUCGGUCGGUUUCGAAGACUCGCCGGAUCUUGAAAGUGCUAGAACAGUGGCCGAAUAUCUGAAGAUUCCACAUGAAGUGCUAGUGAUUACACCGGAGGAGUGUCUUAGAGUUGUACCUGAAGUAAUCUACGCUUUGGAGACGUUCGACCCACUUAUCGUACGUUGUGGUAUCGCCCACUAUCUUCUUUGUAAGCACAUCGCAAAGACAUCCGAUGUCAAGGUACUCUUGUCAGGUGCGUUCUUUCUACUGACCUAA